AUGUGCUGUGAAUCUGUACUACUUAAAAAAUACGCUCAGCGUCCUGUUCCGCUCGCAUUCCCGUUUCGCUCCCGAUUCCCGUUCCGCUCCCACCGUCCCCGUCCGUGCAAUCCCAUUCCCGCAGCUCCCCUCUCAGACCCAGCCACGAGCCGCCGCCCCCCUCUCAGAUCCGGCCCAGCCACCCCCCUCCCCCAUCCCCGCGUCUUCCCUCCGCCGCUAGCCAGCCCCGUCUCCCCUCCAUCGCGAGUGGACGCCGCCGAUACCCGACCUCCUCCUCCACUUCGCCGCCGCCGCCUCCUCCUCCAAGAACCACCACUAGCCGCACCACUGGUUUCCGGCGCUUCCGGCCCUCCUCCGCCUCCACCUCGCGUCGCCCUCCCUCCCCGCGGCCAAGCAGAUCCACGGCGCGCGCUCGGCGCCGGGGUGCCGCCCGCCCACCCGCUGCUUGGCAAGCACCUCCUCUUCCACCUCGACUCCCUCCGCGCCCCGCCGCUCCGCUACGCCGUCGCCGUCCUAUCCCGCAUCCUCCCCAACCCGGACCCCUUCUCCCUCAACACCAUCCUCCGCAUCGCCGCGUCCUCGCCCCGCUCGCGCCUUGCGCUCGCGCUCCACCGCCGCGGCCUCGCGCCGCCCGACACGCACACCUACCCGCCGCUGCUCCACGUGUGCGCGCCUCCUCGCGCUCCGCGACGGGGAGCGCCUCCACGCCGAAGCCGCCAAGAACGGGCUCGCUGCGCUCGUCUACGUCAAGAAUUCGCUCGUCCACCUCGACGGCGUGUGCGGCCUGUUCGAGAGCGCGCACAGGGUGUUCGACGAAAUACCCGUGCGCGAGCGCAAUCUCGUCUCCUGGAACUCGAUGCUCAACGGGUUCGCGGCCAAUGGCCGCCCAAACGAGGUGCUCACCGUCUUCCGGGAGAUGUUGGAUGUCGACUUCAAGCCGGAUGGAUUCACUAUGUACUGGUCGGGAAGGGGGCCCGGGCGAGGAGCGGUUACAGAGGAGUCGGUGCCGAGCUAGGAGACGAGGAACCGGAGCGAGCUGGGUCACGGUGCAACAGCAUCUGGUACAUUUUGAAGGUGACAAUUGGCAGAAACUAUGUUGGGAAUAUUGUGGAAUACCGGGAUUUCUGUGUAAGAAACUACACUCUUGUCCCUACAAUCAACAACAGCAUUAAGAUGGAAGUAGGAAUUGAAGAUUGCUUACAUAUUGAGUUUGAAUACAGCAAAAGCAUAAUAAAGAUACAAAACAUGGAUCUGGAGAUUCGUCGUCGGGAAUCAACAGGAUCAGGCUCUAACACAUAUGUUGAAACUGAGACUCUUGCAAAGUUUGAGUUGAUGGAUGGUGCUCCUGUUAGAGGUUAAGGAUGUUAUGAAGAAACAGAACGAGCUUCCUCUGUGCAAGGAGGGAGAUAUGAUAAUGGAUCAACUCACUGAGCUCACCAGUAAAGGUUGUGGGUGUCUACUUGUGGUUGAUGGCGGGCAUCAUUUGAUUGGGACCUUCACUGAUGGUGAUCUCCAGUGUACACUUAAGGAAAGCGGGCCAGCUAUUUUUAAUCUCACAGUUGGAGAGAUGUGCAGCGGGUUUGUCAAUAUUAACUUGCUAUGUUGUACCAGGCCUCUAUGAAUUCUUUUUCCCGCAAGUAUGAGGUGGUAUUUGGAAGGGAGCAGAAACAAGUUAAAGUUGUGGGUAUUAAAUGGAUUCAUUGUCAUAUUCGUUAGAUGGGAGAAUUCAGCGGGUAGAAUGGAGAUCACUAGAGGAAGCAAGGUAUUUCUAUUGGCUUGUUUCUGCUCCCUUCCAAAAACCAGUUACUACUUGUCAGCCGAAUCAUGGAAGCAUGUGGUAAAAGGUGGGAUACUAUAUUUUGAUAAAAAUAAGGGCGAGCUACUAUAUGGAAAAUAUUUGUCUGUUUUGACUGAAGUUUGCUGAACCGAGUUCACUUCAUAGAGUGAAAUUUUGAUGAUUGAGCUAAUUGUUUGCUAUUUUAUUCUUGUUGGCAGACUUAUCCUAACCUGUUACAAGAUCAUCCGGCCUAUUCAACUGUCAAGCACGGCUUGUCUUGCUUAUAUAUUGUUUAAAUGCUUUCAA
This is a messenger RNA of Phragmites australis (common reed), 2083 nucleotides long. Its product is annotated as protein transport protein SEC31-like. Gene Ontology annotation, cellular component: retromer complex; endosome. Gene Ontology annotation, biological process: retrograde transport, endosome to Golgi; intracellular protein transport. NCBI's taxonomy places the organism in Eukaryota, Viridiplantae, Streptophyta, Magnoliopsida, Poales, Poaceae. Bases 1 to 1359 code for a protein of 452 amino acids. The transcript is spliced from 7 exons. The record is from RefSeq and is a predicted model, not a curated record.